AGGAGGAGGAGGACAAAAGAGGAGAGGAAGAGGAAAGUUGAUCCACUCUCUGCAACCGGGAUUAAGGAGAGACUCCCUGUGAGAGGAGGAGCAGGAGGAGGAGGCGGAGGCGGGAGCUCCGCGGAUGCGGUACUGAGGAUGCGCAGGUGGAACCGCUUCAUCAGAGAGAGAGAGCAGCUGAGGAGUCAAGUUCCACUCCGCGCACGUCCGCAGCUCCCACGGAACGAGCGCGCGCCUGCUUUCUGCACGGAAUUCUGCCGGGACCCCGGCGUGCCCCCCCCCCACGGGACAGCGAGGACUGAAGAUUUCCUGGUUACUGUGAGGGGAAACAAGAACCGAUAAAGUUUUGAGAGUUUGUGGAACGCUGAUGCUGCAACACCAGAGGAGGUUCACUGUGGAAAACACGUGGAGCACAGCUUUCUUCAGCCUCCUGUGAGGAUGCUUGGAGCUUUUUGGAACAGAGCCAGCUGAUCCGUCCAGUCAUUCAUCAGAGCCAUCGAGGUCGGAGAAUCUGAGAUGUGGCGUCGGCCCACGCCUCAUAGCAUGCAGGAUUUGGUUCCCGUCAGACCUUUCGAAUUCCCAUGAACUCUCUAUUGUCUCCUGGGUGAAGCCCUGUAAUAACAGAAAAAUGAAAGAAUGGGAUUAAAGAUGGAUUAUCAGUAAAACCAGCAAAGCAGCUGCCUUUGCAUAAACCGAUUGGACGCUCUUCAGACAACCGAUUUGCAGAUUACAUCUGGCCGUUGAUGUGGUGGAGUCUCGUGCGGUCGCUCUUCAAAGCAGGACAUGGAUGGUGCGGAUGAGCUGGAGCACCCUCUCCUGGGAGAAACACCCGACAACAGCUGGGCCUCUGUGCCCGGGUUGGGGACCGGACCGGGACAGGACCCGGGGCGCCGGAUCAAGAGCCUCUUGGUGAAGUGUGAGGAGGACAAGGCUUACCCUCCUUUAGCGUGGAAGAGUUUCUGUGGACACCCUCCGGAGCUCCAGGAGCAGCAGCUGCUGGACCCCUGCUCCUUACCUCGCACGCUGGAGUCCUUCUACCCCGCACCCUCCAUCUGGGGCAGCGCCAACCCCGUCCUCAGCAAAGACUACCUGGAGACCACCUUCGUGGACAUGCGGCCCGACGCCACCCUGGAGAGGAAGCUUUUGGCCGAGACGCAGGACUUCCACAGCGUGUCCUACAGCAUGGACGACGAGGACGACCUGCUUCCUGACUCUGACGACUCCUCCUUUGAUGACUUCAGCGACACAGACAGCGAGAGCAACUUCCCUCUGAUGAUCCCUCAGGACUACCUGGGUCUGGCCUUCUUCUCCAUGCUCUGCUGCUUCUGGCCUCUGGGCAUCGCUGCCUUCUACCUUUCACAGAAGACCAACAAGGCAUCGGCUCAGGGGGAUUUCCAGGGCGCCAACGCCGCCUCCCGCCAGGCUCUUUGGCUCUCCGUGCUCUCCAUCGUGUUCGGAGUCAUCACCUACAUCUGUGCCAUCGCUGCGUUGAUUUCCUACCUGUCCGGGAAGCCGCCGUAAGAACCGCUCUGCCCUCAAAGACAGCCCCGCCACGACUUUCAUGAUUCCAGCACCUGCCAGCACGCCACGCGGAUAAUCACAGUCUUUGGGUUUGUCGUGUUUCCGAGGGGGGGCGGUUUGUGGAUCGCAUUCUGGACAGCUCCUUCCCAUCACUUCAUGUAGAAGCUUCAGCAUCACAUUUUAGCCAAAACUGAAGUUCGAGAACCAAAAAAAGCUUCCUGAGCAGAAAGGAUGACUGUGACGGAGAGGCGAAGGGACAGCGAGGGGGGAGGAGUGUCUUCCUGAGAGACGGAGUCUGCACAUUUUCAUGAGGGUCACAGCAAGGACGUGGCAGCGGGUGGAUCCCGCCGGACCAGCCUGUCAGCCAACGCUGUCACAUUCCAGGAGGAAGAUGGAGAUGAUGAACUUCUCCUCUAGUCAACCUGAAACUCCUGAAGGCUCAUUCCAGUCACAGCACCACUCAUUGUUUACCUGCAGGAAAAAACUGCCUCCACCGUUUAUGCCAAGUUACAUCCUUAAAAAAUGCAAUUCAAAGUAACUAGAGUGCCAUUUUUCUAUAAAAUGUAAGAAAAAAAAGGUAGAAAUUGAGAAAAGAUUGGAGGCAGAUCUCUGAGGAAAAGUGCCAAAACGUAGUGGGUGAGCAGCUCAGAUUCAUGGUGUCCUCCUGCAGAGGCGUGCGUCUGUGUCACGCCUGACUCAGCCGCACGCCGCGGAGCAGACCUGCUUCCAGCUUCGCUCUCACCCGUCAUCUGCCCCCAAAUUCACGCCAGAGCGGCUCAAAUGACGGCGAAGCUUCGAUUCCACCUGAAAUGUGCCAUAAACUGAAGCACUCCAGCGAACAUACAGGACCCGGUAGAGAGGAAAGAGCCCACCUUUUGUAUUUAGCUGUACAGUUUUAUAGAGUCCACGCUUCGUUUUCUGUAACCCCACAAAACCAUCCGGCUGAGAACUCCGUCACCAUGCUGUCACGUACACCUGUGGUAUCUGUGUGUGAAACCCCGCCUCCUCUCGGCCUCCUGACCACCUCCACCGUGUGGAGGGUGAGAAGGGACAAAAUGGGAUCAAACAUGAAAACCCUGAACGUACAUGUGCUAAAGGAUUACAUUUGAAAGAAAAUUCUGCCAACAUCAAGGCAAGCAAAUUUACCAACAUUCAGUUUAAUUUAAUUUUAUAUAACAAUUUAAUAUCACAAAAAGAUUGUCUCAUUUUGUUUCAUGUCGGUAACCGUACAGAAGUAGAAGGUCGGUCAUAAAACAUAAACAAAAGCUAAUUGCUAAACUAAACAGACUAAAAUAAUCUGGUUAUCCCGGUCCUUAGACCCUCCCGGAAAGGAAAAACUCCCCCAAAAAAAACCUGGAUCAAGAAAAAAGAAGAAACUUUAGGGAUGCCCACAUGAGGGAGAGAUCCUAUCCCAGGAUGCACUGGAGAUUUACCAGAACUGAUAAAGAAGAAUUAACUUAUCUAACUCUACAACUAAUUGUUUGAAUAUAAUUCAGACAGAUGGGACUGGGGGGCGGGUGGGGGUGAGGUCCACAGAGGUCCACGAACAGGAGCAUCGAUGAUCCACCUGGAAUCUGAAAACUGGGAAAGAGGAACAACACGCGAAUCACACUGCACCAAACAGAAGCACAGAGAAGUACAUGGAAUAAACAAUAAAGAAUAGAGGAGAGGGGAAGUAAAUGAGAAUAGAACCCCAGAGCUGAUGUGGAUAACGAUGAUAGACAUUAAAGAUAAAAAUAAAGCACUAGGUUGAAGCGUAGUCAUCUAGCAAAAAUAAUCAUCACUAUUAAUACAAUAAAUAAAGGAAAAGGAAAGAAAACAAUUUCACACUAAAGUAUAACUAAAUUAUGAAACAAUAAACCAAAAAAAUUGUAUUUAAAAUAAAUUUGCUGUGUGUUGAUAAUUUGCAAUGUAGGAUUUAACCCUAGGACUUAAUUUAACAUCAACUUGAAUGUAAAAAAAAAAACAAAAAUUGAGAAAUGUUUCUUGACAUUGAUGCUCUUUAGAAGCGGAUCCGUAAAGAAAUUAACACACAUUUGACCUCCAUUAAGGAUUUUCUUAAAUACAAAUGCAAUUGCUGCAGAGGGCUGCAUGUUAUUGUUCACCUGGAGACCCCAAACUGCUAAGUUCACCACUAAAAGUCUAGAAACUGACCAUCUGAUUGCAGCGCUUCAAGCUCGAUGUGUGACGCCUGAUUGGCCGGGCAGAGCGGGCUGCUGAAAGACUCGGGGUCAUGGAAUCCUGUCGGGCACAAACUGCUAGAACUAAUUUCUCCUUCCUGAUCAAUUUUCAUACGAUUGGUACUUCAGUGAAUUAAAGGGGACGCCGUCCAUCCGUCACUACCAAAUCAGAGUCCCUGAUUGGUCAAAGUUCAGCUGGUUUAGCGUUCACUUGCUGCACGUUUUGUUUGUAGAGCCUGAAAACGGACGUAAAAACGUUCUCAGCGACAUGUGAACGUAGAAGCCUGAGACAGACAUUUACAAAGACUUUUCUUUGGAAGAAGUCGCCUGAACCAAGGCAGUCUCACUCUCAACUCGCCGUAUGGACGGAUGGUUCGGGCCCCCUCCACGCCACUUUUGACAUACUGGCUGUUCCCAUUAAAGCGGGGGUCCCAAACAUCCGGGCCGCGAACCGGUACCGGUCCAAAUAGAGGGAAAAACCGUUCAUCAGGGGUCCCAAACCCUCAGGACACAGACCGGUACCCUAACCCCGUACCAGUUCCACGUCCGAUACCAUGACCCAAACUUCUUAAGGUUAGAUAAAAGGUCCUGGUUCAAAUCCCAGCUGGGUUUGUAUGUCCUCCUCGUCCAUUUGUGGGUUUUCCCCAACGUACAAAAACAUCAGUGACUGAAAAUGUCAUUCAGGUGUGAAUCUGAGUGUGGGCUUGUGAUGGACCGGAGGACCGGCCAGAACCUUCCUCGCCUUCAGAGGAUGGAUGAUCCCGUAUAACCUCAUGACCCUGAACAAAUAUCAGAUUCAGAAAAUGAAUGGACGGAUGGACGGUUGCUACGGUUUAUAAAUCAACCGAGGAAAGCCGCUCCACCAGAACCUGAACAGUUUGAGGUCCAUUCAUGGUUCUGACCUUCAGUCGGGUUUGAAGCUUUUUUAGCCAGAUCUAAAAUUUCUUCUAAGAGACAAAUAUACCUGGUCUAAAGGGAGGUUGGGGUUCGGACGGCUACAUUUCUGCUGGUUUUCCAACCUUACAGAUACAUAAUACUUAAAUCUCAAAAAGAAUUAAAAAAAAAAUGGAAAUAAAGUUUAUUUGAAGCUUAAAAGCAAGUUUUAAACCAAAGCCAUACUAUCAUAAGCUCCGCCCACUAACUUAAACAUUAAAAUUAAUGGACCAACUUAAAAAAAGUAAUUAAAAAUUGUUGCUGUACAAAGGUAAUAACAUGGAGUAAAAUGGAGUAUUUUCCCAUUUUGUCCCUUUUGACCCUCCGUAGCACUGAAGACACGCCCACAGCGCUCUCAGUCCUGCAGAUCUGAACUUGACAUUCGGAUCAUUUUCUCCUCUACUCAGAACUGUUAAAGAACUGGAUCAAACAAGACUCUGAGACGUGUUCACCUGUUUCCAGCCUCCGUUCCUUUUGUUACAUGUGGAUAUUAAAGUGAAACAUGAAUAAACCACAAUGAAAAC
Molecule: messenger RNA, 5158 nt
Organism: Oryzias melastigma (Indian medaka)
Lineage: Eukaryota; Metazoa; Chordata; Actinopteri; Beloniformes; Adrianichthyidae
Gene: tmem91
Product: transmembrane protein 91
Exons: 4
Coding region: 784-1521 (245 amino acids)
Cellular component (GO): intracellular membrane-bounded organelle; membrane
Source: RefSeq, a predicted model, not a curated record